Molecule: messenger RNA, 2765 nt
Organism: Nymphaea colorata (pocket water lily)
Lineage: Eukaryota; Viridiplantae; Streptophyta; Magnoliopsida; Nymphaeales; Nymphaeaceae
Product: putative DEAD-box ATP-dependent RNA helicase 29
Exons: 11
Coding region: 217-2718 (833 amino acids)
Cellular component (GO): nucleus
Molecular function (GO): RNA helicase activity; ATP binding; RNA binding
Source: RefSeq, a predicted model, not a curated record
AACUCGAAGUGUUGAGAAGAUCCCGGACCAGCCAAACGCGAUACUUGAAAAACCCUAAACACCGUGGACCUUCAGCAGGGCCUUUUCUCUUCUUCCCUCCCAAACCCCUCAGAGUCGGAUCUCUCUCUCUCUCUCUCUCUCUCUCUCUCUCUCUCUUUCUCUCUCUCUCUCUCUCUCUGAGCUCGAAGAGAAGAGAAGAGAAGAAAAGAGAAGAAGAUGGAUGAUACAGAGACGGAGGGAGUGACUGUAAUGGAGGACGAUCGGGUGGUGAAGAGAAAUAAGAAGAAGAAAAAGGCGAGUAAGAAGGCAAAGUCUGGAGGUUUCGAGUCCCUCUCUCUGAGCUAUAAUGUUUUUCGGGGGAUUAAGCGAAAAGGGUACCGCGUUCCGACGCCCAUCCAGCGCAAGACGAUGCCCCUCAUUCUCGCAGGCCUCGACGUCGUCGCCAUGGCCAGAACGGGGUCCGGCAAGACCGCGGCCUUUCUCGUGCCCAUGCUGGAGAAGCUCAAGGAGCACGUUUCUCAGGGCGGAGUCAGAGCGCUUAUCCUCUCGCCCACGCGUGACCUCGCUCUUCAGACAUUCAAAUUCACCAAAGAGCUUGGCAGAUACACAGACCUUCGUACUAGUGUAUUGGUUGGUGGUGAUAGCAUGGAGAGCCAGUUUGAAGAAUUAGCACAGAACCCUGACAUCAUAAUAGCAACCCCUGGUCGACUUAUGCACCAUUUAGAUGAGAUUGAUGACAUGUCCUUGCGCACAGUGCAAUAUGUUGUGUUUGAUGAAGCUGACUGUCUGUUUGGGAUGGGUUUUGCGGAGCAGUUGCAUAAGAUUCUUGGACACUUGAGUGAGACUCGCCAAACUCUGCUUUUCAGUGCAACUUUACCAAGUGCACUUGCUGAAUUUGCCAAGGCUGGAUUGCGUGACCCUCAACUUGUGCGGCUUGAUCUAGAGACUAGGAUAAGUCCUGACCUAAAGCUCAUGUUCUUCACAUUGCGUCAAGAAGAAAAAUAUGCUGCUCUUCUCUAUUUAGUCAGAGAACGUAUAAGCUCAGAUCAGCAGACCUUGAUAUUUGUGUCAACAAAACAUCAUGUUGAAUUUCUAAAUGUUCUUUUCAAGAAGGAGGGUAUAGAUGCUUCUGUAGUUUAUGGUGACAUGGAUCAAGAUGCACGCAAAAUCCAUCUUUCUAGGUUUAGGUCAAGGAAGACAAUGCUAUUAGUGGUCACUGAUGUUGCUGCACGAGGCAUUGAUAUUCCUUUGCUUGAUAACGUUAUCAACUGGGACUUUCCUCCAAAGCCAAAGAUUUUUGUCCAUAGAGUGGGCCGAGCUGCUCGGGCUGGUCGUACCGGUACUGCAUAUUCUCUUGUAACUUCAGAAGACAUGCCUUACCUAUUGGAUCUUCAUCUGUUUCUUUCUAAGCCUCUUAAGCCUGCACCCACUGAAGAAGAGCUUGCGAAGGAUAAAGAUGGAGUCCUUUCAGGAAUUUUUAAAGCUAUCGAGGGUGGAGAAACAGUUUAUGGCCGCUUUCCCCAAAAUGCUCUGGAACUGAUUUCCGACAAAGUUCGGCAAAUAGUUGAUGGCUGUGCAGAACUAACUUCCUUAGAAAAGUCUUCCAUAAAUGGUUUCAAAUUGUACUCAAAGACAAAGCCUUUACCUUCUAGAGAAUCCAUAAAAAGGGCAAAAGAUUUACCUCGUGAAGGGUUGCAUCCAGUUUUUAAGAAUGAAUUGGAAAACCAAGAGUUAGCAGCAUUGGCAUUUUCAGAACAGUUGAAAGCUUUUAGGCCAAAGCAAACCAUUUUGGAGUCUGAAGGUGAAGCUGCUAAAUCAAAAAAUUUGCAAGGCCCUGCCAGUCAAUGGGUUGAUGUGAUGAAGAAGAAAAGAGCUGUGCAUGAAGAAAUCAUAAAUAAGGUUUAUCAACAAAAGUCUAGUGGAUUAUCCUCUUCUCAGAACUCUGGGCCAGCGGCUAUAAUUUCGAAGAAGAGGAAGGCAAAUGGUCUUGAUGGUUCUAAAUUUGGAAAGACCUUCAAAGAUGAGGAAUACUACAUAAGUCCUGUGCCGAUGAAUCAGCAUCUAGAAGCAGGGUUAUCAGUAAGAGGAGACCAAGGUUUUGAAUCUAAUAGGCUAGAAUCUGCUGUUCUGGAUUUGGUUGCAGAUGACAGUAGUGGCCUUGGAAAGCAUAAGUCUGUGUAUCACUGGGACAAGAGGGGUAAAAAGUAUGUGAAAUUAAAUAAUGGGCAGCGCGUAAUGGCAUCUGGAAAGAUUAAAAAUGAGAGUGGGGCCAAAAUUAAGAAGGGGAAAACAGGGAUCUACCAGAAAUGGAAACAGAAGUCACAUUCAAAGAUUUCACAUAGUGGAGCGCAGGAUGAAAGAACUCUUGACAAUGAGCAAGUUUUAGAAGGGGGUAAUAAGCAUGGUCUGGGUAACAAGAGAGGCUUCAGAAGCCAGAAGAGUGGAAGGUUGAUUCCCAACUCAAACUUGCGACCGGAGCUCCGAGAUACAAAGCAAGUUCAGAAAGCACGGAAGCAACAGGGCGGAAGAAAUUCAUUCUCUAAAAGAAGUGGGAAGGGUGGGAGGCAAGAAAAUUCAUUCUCUAGAAGAAGUGGGAAGAGUGGGAGGCAAGAAAAUUCAUUCUCUGGAAGAAGUGGGAAGAGUGGGAGGCAAGAAAAUUCAUUCACUAAAAGAGGUGGGAAGGGUGGAAGGCAAGGAACAAAAAGGACAAGGAAGUGAGAGUUCUUUCCCUCAACAAUUUUUGUUUUCGUUUUUUUUUUUUUUUU